Molecule: messenger RNA, 363 nt
Organism: Penicillium longicatenatum
Lineage: Eukaryota; Fungi; Ascomycota; Eurotiomycetes; Eurotiales; Aspergillaceae
Product: EthD domain-containing protein
Exons: 2
Coding region: 1-363 (120 amino acids)
Source: RefSeq, a predicted model, not a curated record
AUGUCUCAGCAGCCUGAACACGUCAUCCGGUUGACUCUUCAGUUGAAGAAGCGGGAAGAAAUGACUGAUGCGCAAUUUCUCCAUCACUGUACUAACGUGCAUGGUCUUUUAGUUAGUCCCUGGCUACGUCGCCAUAUGGUCAUAAAAGGGGCCCAGGAUGGCCAUGUGCAGCUAUAUGUGCCCUCCCUGGACUGCAUCGCAAACGCCCUCGAUGACCCAUUUUACAAGGAUGUUGUGAUUGCCGACGAGGACAAUUCCAUUUGGGCGAAGUAUUGGAUGUGGACUGUAGAAUAUGGAGAGCGUGUUAUGGUGAACUGUGAGGUGGUGGAGAACCCUCCUCUCACCGGACGCGUGAACCUCUGA